CCAAUUCAUUUGGCAAUUCGUUUUUCCUCGUUUGAAAUUUGGUCGCACCGGUAGUUUAUUUACAUUUUUACAAUUUUAUGAAACUAAAAGAUAAACAAUAAAUAGCCAGAACCAUGCCUAAAGUAGUUUCCCGAAGUAUUAUAUGCUCCGACACGAAGGAUCAGGAAGAGUACAAUGAGGAAAAGCCGCUAAAUAUCUAUUACUGCUUGUGUAAUAAGAUGGCUUUGAUAUUAGAUUGUUCCUUAGAGCAGCUUCCGUUGCGAGAAGUUGACAAUGCACGUGUAAUAAAUGCGACUGAGCAUGCCAACAAACUCACCUACAAUCCAACGCCAAGGAUGAUCUACAUAAAGCGCAAGAGCAGAGGCAAUGCUAUUGAAAAACAGUAUCGUUACAAGUGCCGAAGCUGCAAUUUGCCACUAUACUAUCGCCACAGCCCAGACUCGAAUGUAACGUUUGUGAUGUUCAAUGCCCUCAUGCGAAACAAAGGAGACAAGCCCUUAACCAAAAUUCUCAGCUCUAGCUCCGAAGCUAAGAGCAAAACUUCAACUUCCACACAAUCAGGUGCGAGUGCCGCUGGGGAAGAUUCGGGCAUUGUUGACGCCAGUGGAAAGAAGGUUAUGGUAACAAGGCACACCAAGAAUAUGGGCAAGUUCAGUUCGGUCACUGUAUCCACCAUCGACGAGGAAGAGGAUGAAAUCGAAGCGCGUGAAAUUGCCGAUAGUUAUGCGAACAAUGCUCGGAUUAUAGAAAAGCAGCUACAACGCAAGGGCGGAAAGCUUAGUGAUGUAGGGAUCAAGGGAAAGACGGAGGAUGCACCCCCACCAAAAAAACAGCGAGGCACACUAUUAGAAAGAUAAUAUUUUCCUAAAUAAAAUUUACAAUAAGUCAAAUAUGUAUGAGCAUUAUUAUAACAAGACAAAAGCCUAAAAAGUAUUCCAUUCUUUAAAGAAUACCAGAGACGCUUUUGUAUAAUUAUAUUUAGCCCAUCAAAUUUUUA
Drosophila ananassae is the source of this 997-nucleotide messenger RNA. RefSeq names its product STING ER exit protein. The transcript is spliced from 4 exons. The record is from RefSeq and is a predicted model, not a curated record. Lineage: Eukaryota; Metazoa; Arthropoda; Insecta; Diptera; Drosophilidae. Bases 114 to 857 code for a protein of 247 amino acids.